This is a messenger RNA of Drosophila busckii, 1309 nucleotides long. RefSeq names its product WD repeat-containing protein 89. Gene Ontology annotation, molecular function: protein binding. Lineage: Eukaryota; Metazoa; Arthropoda; Insecta; Diptera; Drosophilidae. The coding region runs from base 1 to 1257 and encodes 418 amino acids. The record is from RefSeq and is a predicted model, not a curated record. The transcript is spliced from 3 exons.
AUGACGGAUUUUAAUAAAUACUGCGCCGAAGUAGCUGCACAGCUGCCCAAGUCGGAUGAUGAGGAAGACGCACAUAUUGAUGAUAAGGACACGUGUAGCGCCCAAGAGCUUGCCGCGCAGUUUCGUUGCCAGUACGCCAAAGAUGAAGCGUCGCUGUCACUAAAAAAGGACUAUGUUCUGGGCCUAUGUGCAGAUGCUAAGUUUACACGCCUGGCAGCAGGCUUAAGCAAUACCAGCGUCAAGUUUUAUGAUUUAAAUGAGGCAGGAGCACUAACUGCUGUGCAUGUAGAGCGAGUGCCUCCAGUGGCUGGUUCCAGUGCAGCCAUUACCAUAUGUGGUGUGCGUUUUCUCGACGAAAGUGCGGAUACAUUGCUAGUAGGUAGCACAGAUGGCGUAGUACGACUUUUUGAUUUGCGAGCCGCGGGAGAACAAACUAGAUUUGUCUACAAGAGUGUACCAAACGCAGAGACGGAUGUUCCACCAGUGCCCAACUCAAUUUGCUGCUUUGAUAGCAAUGCCAAUGGACGUGUUAUAUGCUGCGGCACUGAACAGUACAUGGGCAAUGUGCAUUUGCUCUUCUUUGAUGUGCGCGAGCGGAAGCAGCUCGGUGGUUAUUAUGAAAGCCAUCAGGAUGAUGUGACAACUGUGCGCUUCCACAACAGCAAUCCAGAUAUGCUAUGCUCUGGCGGCACCGAUGGGCUGAUUAAUGUGUUUGACAUCAAGCAGCCGGACGAGGACGAGGCAUUGUUGAAUACGAUUAAUACGGAGAGCAGCGUGCAUCGCUUAAAUUGGCAUAAGAAUGUCUACGAUCAGGAUAUUAUAUCCUGCAUAACACACACAAAUGAUUUCAAGAGCUAUGAGAGUCUAGAAGGAGAUGAAGCUCUCUCAUUUGACCGUUCAGCUAUUACCGCAGGCAUUCGGCGUACGAAUGCGGGUAAUUUUAAUUUAAUCAAUGCACAUAGUUUGGAGGAAGAUGGCGUCUUUCUGCUAGCAGGCACCAACUUCAAUCGCGGUGAGAUACUACGCUCUGUUACACUUCCUGCUAAGGAUACGCUCAAUCCGUUGACUAACUUUGUGGGCAACAAACAAAUUGUGCGCGAAAGUCUUUACGAUGCUAAGCGCCAAAUUUUAAUAACUGGCGGCGAAAGCGGAAUUAUUACGGUCUGGACACCUGAUGCUAGUGAUAGCAACAAAAACAGUAGUCAAUUCAAAAGCAAGUCGAAAGCAGCGAAAACACAUAAGAAGACACCUUAUUAAAAGAGAAGUAAAUAAAAUUAUUAAGCUGAUAAAAGUUCUGUUUUAAGCAAAA